AUGGCCUCCACAUAUCUCUUUCAGUCUCUACCUUUCUCUCUCCAAACCCCUAAACGGGCCUCUCCAAAUCCCGCAGCCCACUUUACAAUCCGAGCCCAAUCCCCCCUCACUCAGAACAACGCCGCCGCCAAGCACCGCCGCCCAGCCGACGAGAACAUCCGCGACGAGGCCCGCCGCGUGAAUGCGCCCCAUGACCACCACCUCUUCUCGGCCAAGUACGUUCCCUUCAACGCCGACCCCUCCUCGUCGGAGUCCUACUCCCUCGAUGAGAUCGUGUACCGCUCCCAGUCUGGCGGCCUCCUCGACGUCCAGCACGACAUGGCCGCCCUCAAGCGCUUCGACGGCGAGUACUGGCGCUCCCUCUUUGACUCUCGUGUCGGCAAGACCACCUGGCCCUACGGCUCCGGCGUCUGGAGCAAGAAGGAGUGGGUCCUCCCCGAGAUCCACGACGACGACAUUGUCUCCGCCUUCGAGGGUAACUCUAACCUUUUCUGGGCCGAGCGUUUCGGCAAACAGUUUCUCGGCAUGAACGAGCUGUGGGUCAAACACUGCGGAAUCAGCCACACCGGCAGUUUCAAGGAUCUCGGCAUGACCGUUCUCGUCAGCCAAGUCAAUCGCUUGAGAAAAAUGAACCGCCCCGUCGUUGGUGUCGGCUGCGCUUCCACCGGUGACACCUCUGCAGCUCUAUCCGCCUAUUGCGCUUCCGCGGGGAUUCCUUCCAUUGUCUUUUUGCCUGCUAAUAGAAUCUCUCUUGCUCAGCUGGUUCAGCCCAUUGCCAAUGGCGCCUUUGUGUUGAGUAUCGACACUGAUUUUGAUGGAUGCAUGCAGUUGAUUCGAGAAGUCACUGCUGAGCUGCCUAUCUAUUUGGCCAACUCUCUCAACAGUUUGAGGCUUGAGGGGCAGAAGACUGCUGCUAUUGAGAUUCUGCAGCAGUUUGAUUGGCAGGUUCCUGAUUGGGUCAUUGUGCCUGGUGGGAAUCUUGGCAACAUUUAUGCCUUUUACAAAGGGUUUAAGAUGUGCCAAGAGCUUGGACUUGUGGACAAGAUCCCAAGGCUUGUUUGUGCUCAGGCUGCCAAUGCUGAUCCUUUGUAUCAGUACUUUAAGUCUGGGUGGAAGGAGUUUAAGCCUGUGAGGCCCAGCACUACCUUUGCCUCUGCCAUCCAAAUUGGUGAUCCUGUUUCCAUUGACAGGGCUGUUCAUGCCAUAAAGAGUUGCAAUGGGAUUGUGGAGGAGGCGACUGAGGAGGAGCUGAUGGAUGCUAUGGCCCAGGCUGAUUCCACUGGGAUGUUUAUUUGCCCCCACACUGGGGUUGCUUUGACUGCAUUGUUUAAGCUCAGGAACAGUGGGGUUAUUAAGGCCACUGAUAGAACUGUGGUGGUUAGCACUGCUCAUGGCUUGAAAUUCACUCAGUCCAAGAUUGAUUACCAUUCUAAGGAUAUCAAGGACAUGGCUUGCCGCUAUGCUAACCCACCCAUGCAAGUGAAGGCCGAUUUUGGGUCUGUUAUGGAUGUUUUGAAGACGUAUUUGCAGAGUAAGGCUCAUUAG
This is a messenger RNA of Sphenostylis stenocarpa, 1545 nucleotides long. NCBI's taxonomy places the organism in Eukaryota, Viridiplantae, Streptophyta, Magnoliopsida, Fabales, Fabaceae. The record is from the annotation of a GenBank genome assembly.